CUCUGCUCCCAUGGCCCGCUGCUGAACAGCACCACCUGGCGGACACUAGGGGGAACCGCAACAGCCACUCGACAUGAACCUUCAGCACUGAAAUUGGAAAAAAGAAGAAAAGAUGAACCAAAGUAUUUUAAACUCAGCUUCAGAGUAUUACUGGGCAGAGUGUCUGACUUAUGAUGAUGGACCUUCGACAGGCCUCAUCAUCCUCUUCAUCACCUACGGGUUUGAAUUCCUUGUCGGUGCCCCUUCAAACAUCUGGCUUGUCUGCCAAAUCCACAAACAAAGGUCAGAGGCUGCCGGUGUCCUCCCUGCGGACUUCUUCCCCCUCCAUAUGGCACUCACCCAGCUUGCCUUCUUCUUGACCCUGCCUGUGCUCUUGACCAAUCACAUUCUGUGGCAGAGUCAAAGAAUGUUAAAUGUGUUCACCCUCAUGAACUCAAUGGUAAUGACUUUAAAGCCUCUACUCCACUGUCUGGUGUGUGUGGACUGGUACAUGGCUGUGGUACGACCCACUGAAUAUCUACGGUUCAAGGGGAAUCAGCAUAGAUAUGGAUGUAUGGUUGCCGUAUGGUCCAUUUAUAUCCUCAUGGCUUCAAUCGCAACAUUAAAGCGCUCUCCCAUCACAGCGUGCACAGUGUUCCUCCCUGUUCUAGCCAUUGACACCUUCUGCAGUCUGUCUGUUCUCAAAACUCUAAGAAAAGCUCCGCCCGGGGACAAAAAGAUGAUGGAGCAGGGGAAGAAGAAGCAAGGGGAGGGGAAUGUGAAGACUGAUACAAAUGGGAGUCCAGGUGUCAGCAUCGAGGAGGGGAAACAAGCAAGCAACAGCGACAGCAGGAGGGAAGGAAGGAAAGAAAAGGGGGUGAAGCCAAGGGUAAAAGGAAAGAUGAAUUCCAUGAAAAGGAGAGCAUUCAACACCAUUGUUAUUAUCCAGGGGGUCCUCACACUCAACUACCUCCCCUUCAUCAUCACCCUUGGCAUGGAUGGAAAAGUCCCAGCUCAUAGACUCAAGUGUCAGUAUGUUGCCUUGGCUUUAGCUGCUGCUAUGAGCUGUAGCUACCUGAAUCCUCUGCUCUAUCUACACAGACUGGGCAGGCUCAAUGAGCUCAAAAAACUAGUCAUCCAACAUCUGUACCAUUCAUCUGUCUUGGCAUGAUUGAAAAACAUUUGAAAUAAAUGUAUCUGAGUCAUA
Notolabrus celidotus (New Zealand spotty) is the source of this 1186-nucleotide messenger RNA. RefSeq lists its product as uncharacterized. The coding region runs from base 113 to 1150 and encodes 345 amino acids. The record is from RefSeq and is a predicted model, not a curated record. Lineage: Eukaryota; Metazoa; Chordata; Actinopteri; Labriformes; Labridae. Gene Ontology annotation, molecular function: neuropeptide binding; G protein-coupled receptor activity. Gene Ontology annotation, cellular component: membrane; neuron projection. Gene Ontology annotation, biological process: neuropeptide signaling pathway. The transcript is spliced from 4 exons.